Messenger RNA from Moneuplotes crassus, 1447 nucleotides. The record is from the annotation of a GenBank genome assembly. NCBI's taxonomy places the organism in Eukaryota, Ciliophora, Spirotrichea, Euplotida, Euplotidae.
AUGGAAAUUACAUAUAUUUCUAAAAUUAUUACCAGAAUGAACCUUGCUGAAUAUACAGAAGGAGCAACCUUUGAAGUUGCCUCUGAAUGAUCUCAACGCUUUGAGGAACAUAAGACUAACACUGGAGAGAAGAAAUUCUUGGUUUCUCUAGGAGAUCUUAAGAGACUUCUCCUCUUUUCUGGUUUGCUCUAUGCCCUUUUGGUAUUAAAGCAGCUCAAAAUCAACUUUAUGGGGUCUAUUUCGAGAAUAACAGGAAAAUUUGCUAAUUUGAGAGUUCCAAAAUUCAUCCUUGUACCGCUUCUGAAGAUUUAUUGAGCAAUAUAUGGAGUCAAUCUGGAGGAGCCUGAAAUUCACAGACUGAGAGAUUUCAGCUCGUUUAAUGCCUUCUUUACCAGAAAACUUAAGAAAGGGAUCAGACUGAUAGAGAAUCCGGACGACCAAGAUAGUGUUUGUUCUCCAUGAGACGGCACUGUAUAUAACUUUGGAACCUGCGAAAAGGAUACUUUCGUUGUUGUAAAGAACACUCCUUAUAGAAUGGAUGAGUUCCUCUUUGGAGAUCAACCAGACUCAACUAGACGUUUCGAGAAUAUCUCAGAAAAGGUGAAACAGAGAGGAAACAGUCUUAAAUUUGUCCUCUUUUACUUAAGUCCUGCAGAUUAUCACCGCUAUCAUUCCGCAGCAAUGUGGACUACUAACUUCAGGCGCCACAUUGCUGGACGCCUCAUGCCCGUAAAGCCUGCUUAUGUAGCUAAUCAUCCAAAUGUUUUCAAGGAGAACGAAAGAGUCUCUCUUUGUGGAGAAUGGGCGAAUGGAUUCUUUUCCACUACAUUUAUUGGAGCUCUAAAUGUUGGUUCUAUUGCCAUAAACUUCGACAAAGGCGUGGUCACUAACACGAUGUACCAUCAAGGAAAUAAAGUCGCUGAUAAGAUCUACACAGGAUCCGAAUCUAGUGAGAUUUCUUACAGUCUUGAAAAGGUUAAUGAAAUGUCAAAGUUAACAAAUGAUGUCAUUACCAAAAAUCCAGAUUCAGGAAUUGCUACCAGUAAAACUCUCUUCGACAAAGACCAAGAUAUAUUGGAAGCUAGUGAGUCUACUUCGUCUAGUGAUGAAGGCUCUACUCUUAACGAAGAUCUGACAAAUUCUUCGGGACAAGGGAAAGAAGAUUUUGGGUAUUUUAAAUCACACUUCAAUCAACCAACAAUACUAGAUGUUCUCCGGGCUGAGAAUUGUGAGUAUGAAAUCUCCCAGAAAGGGUUCCAUCUUGAGAAAGGACAAGAGAUUGGCUACUUUAAUCUUGGAUCCAGCAUCAUGCUCAUCUUUGAGGCUCCUGAAGAGUCAGAGUUUGAUUUACAAAUAGGCCAAAAAGUCAAGGUGGGGAAUACUAUCCUUGAAGUUAACAAAUUCGAAUAGCCAAUCAUAAUUAGAUCGAUUCAACAGACUUUUAGCA